Molecule: messenger RNA, 1729 nt
Organism: Glycine soja
Lineage: Eukaryota; Viridiplantae; Streptophyta; Magnoliopsida; Fabales; Fabaceae
Exons: 9
Coding region: 270-1415 (381 amino acids)
Source: RefSeq, a predicted model, not a curated record
UUGAACAUUGCCAGUAGCCCCACUAGUGUUUUUUGAUUCCUCGGAGUCUCCGUUUAGGGCUGUUUGUUUCCUUUUUAUUUAUUUUUUCUUUUCAGAUAUUUAUUUGUUGUCCUCAUCUCACUAACCAACCACCUUGUCUCUCUGUCUCAUCACUUCAGUCCAUUUUUUUCAACCUCAAGAAGACAAAAAGAAACAUAUGAUUGCAAGCUGUUGUAGACAGAUAUAGUGCUUCUGUGUUCGAAUCCUGUUACUGCUCAAAUCAUUGGAAGAUGACAAUGAUUAAAAAUGAGCAACUUAAACAUGGUCAACAAGAAAAGUGGUUUAAUAAUUUUCAUGAAAAUCUUGAUCUGAAUGUGACUGCUCAAGAGCUGGAGCAGCAGCCUGAUUUUCGGUGGGAAUUGUUAGAAAACCGCUAUAGCCAAUACAGUGAACUAUCUGGAAAGAUUGAGAAGCACAGAGAUAGCAUUAGUUUGGAGGCCCAACAACAAGGAAAUCAGAUACCUCAGACAAAGAUUUCUGAGGCAUGUGUUAAUGACUUGUUGAUUCUUGCACAAUCUGCUGAGAUAGUAGCACAAUCUGAAGAUAGUGUGGCUGGGGAGCAUACAAAUAACCAAAAAAAUAAAGACUUACAAAGUGACCUGAUCGAUCAAAUGUCACAAGAGCAUGCUAGCAAUAUCAAUGUGGAUGUUACCAGAACCCGCUUAACUCAAAUUCGGAAGCAAGCUAGAUGUAAAUAUCUUAUAUUGGAUCAAGAGAGGGAUGACAAUAGCCGCUGCAAACAUUCACAAGGAAAAACAAUCCGCCUGAACCAAAUAAAGCAUCAAGCUCGGUGUAAAAGUAAGAAUGAUUUGGCACCACAAAUGAUAUCUAGGGCUGAAAAUGAGCAGCCAAAAGGUAGAAUACUUCGAUUGAGCCAGAUGAAACAUCGAGCUCGGUCCAAAGGUAAUUCAACAGUGAAAGAUGGGACUGAGAAGCAUAUGGAUCAGAGUCUGCCUUGUAACAGAUUUAAAGAUAAUAAACAAGUUCUUGCAGGGCAAGUUGUGAAGAAAAAUAUCUUUCCAGUGGAUUCCAGUCCUUCUGUCGAAGAUGUGCCUGCACAUAACUUUAGAGGAGCCAUUCAAUCAUCUGUUGUAAGGCGGGAUAUUGAAAAUCUUAAGGAACAUCAACGUAUUGCAAGGCGAUUAAGGGCAUUCAAGACUAAAAAACUGAGGCAACAGUUCAGGAGAGAGUGUAAAAGAAGUGUUUCCAGUGCGGGACUGCAUGCAAUGGGGACAAGCCUGACUGGGUUAAAAGCAGCGAACUCAGAAGCACAAAAAGAAUUUGUACCUGUGAAAAGAUUACGCUUAUCUCAAUUGAGACGUGAAGCUCGUUUAGGGAAUCCCUUUCCUGCUAUGCAAGGACUGCCUGGAAAUUAGAUGUGAUUUGAUAGUAAGCAUUUUAGAGGGCUAUAGGAUGUAUACAAGAAGGAGUCAUACAAGGCUGAUAUUGGAGAAUAUAUGCUGCCAUACAUAUAUAAUUUUUUUUUAUCAACUUUUGUAAGGGCGUCCCAUGACAAAUUGGUGUUAUUUGGUGGAAACCUUGAUUUGAUUAGCUCAUAUCAAUCGGAAAAUGGUUGAUAUGGAGAAGUUAUGCUGUCAUAUAUACUUUUUUUUUAUGAACUAUUGUAUGAACGUCCAAUGACAAACUUUUGAUUGGAUUUAUUUGGUAGAAACCUUGAUUAGAUAAAGGA